UGCUUUUUUUAUGUUCACGUUGCGUCAGCGUUGUUAGUGGUUAGUCGGUCUGUAUGCUGCUUUAGUCGCUUAACAAAUGCAGACGCUCAUUGGUGUCUAUUGAAACAGUUCCACUGAAGUGAGCGGCACGUGCCACCCUUAUCCGUCCGUCAGAUAUCCGAACCCGAACUCUUGUACAUUCGACGUAGAAUGUGCCUCUAUGAAAUAUCGGUCUACUUUACAAGGCGUGUACCUGGACAACGGUAAGCAACGCACUGGGUGACAUUCCGCUCUACUUCUAUGGAAUUCAACCGUUUGGGUGGACUGGCAAUAAAUAAAACCUGCUGAUUGGAUUACAAAGUAGCCCAAUUUCUUAGUUCUUCAGCCACCAUCAUGGAGGAUUUUUUUCUAGCCUAGCUGGUUCUGGCAAACCCACAUUCACUGCGUGCAUUAUCCGGCCCAGGUGUCUGCACCCACAAGAGGAAUCCACAUCAGCUGCCUGGAGCUUGUCUUGUCUUCCUUAGCAAUGCAACACUGUGAGAACUAUGACAAACCAGUCCAAUUCUUCUACAAUUACAGCGGGAAGUACAUCACAGACGAUUGGUCCACAAGAGACUAUGUGGUGCUCGGUGUUGGGCUCACAGUCUGUGUCAUUGUCAUACUGUCCAACAUAUUAGUCAUCACUGCCAUCAUAAUUAACCGCAAUUUCCACUUUCCCAUUUAUUACCUACUGGGCAACAUGGCGGCAGCGGACCUGUUUGCGGGGGUGUCCUAUGUCAACCUACUCUUCCACACGGGGCCGUACACCAUUGGUCUCUCCAAGCACCAGUGGUUCGUCCGUGGGGCCCUGGUGGACAUGAGCCUGAUGGCCUCAGUGGCCAACCUCCUGGCGGUGGCUGUGGAGCGGCACCAGACCAUCUUCACCAUGCAGCUCCACAGCAGCAUGUCCAACCGGCGCGUGGGGCUGUUGAUCCUGGGUAUCUGGGCGGUGGCUGUGUUCAUGGGCCUGGUGCCUUUCAUGGGCUGGGACUGCAUAUGCGACCUGGACGCCUGCUCCAUCACAGCGCCCCUGUACAAACGCAGCUUCCUGGCGUUCUGGGCCAUGCUGAACCUCAUCAUGUUCUCCAUCAUGGUGGCCAUGUACGCGCGCAUCUUCGUCUACGUGCACCGUCGCUGCCGCAGCAGGCCAGCCCUGGAUGUUGACCAGCUGAAUUACGAGACCGUCGUAAACCUGAUGAAGACUGUGGCCAUAGUUCUGGGUGCUUUUGUCAUCUGCUGGACCCCAGGCCUUGUGAUUCUCCUUCUGGACGGGUUAAACUGCAAGGUUUGCCAGGUUCUGAAGUAUGAGAAGUACUGUCUGGCCCUGGCUGAGUGCAACUCGCUGGUGAAUCCCAUCAUAUACUCGUACCGGGAUGAGGACAUGAGAAAGACAUUCAAGCAGAUUCUGUGCUUCCUGUGCAGGACUGAGGGUGACCAGCAGGGGGAGCUAUCCCCUGUUGAGUUCAAGAAGAAAGACGGUUCCAAACGCAGCUCUUUAAGACUCCCUCUGUUCUCAGUAAGCAGCACCGGAUAAAGUUGUUCUGUGCAUAGGACACUUCUUUUAUGGAAAACAUGAUUAUGGUGCAAGUUGCGACUGAUGAGCAUAUAAGUGGGCAUCCAAUAUAUUGGUGUUUGGUGACAAGGGUGUGUUCCUUGUGAAAGAUAAAAAGUUAUAUUAUCACAAAUGACGCAGCACUUCAUGUUAAUGUUGUAUAAUAUGCAUUGGUGGAGUUCUAGAAUUAAGCAAUAAGCCCUGAGAGGCAGUAGGUUACACUGAUUUACAGCUAAACAACAGCUAAAGGGCAUUGUUAGGCACAACGCGUUAGCGGAUCACCAUGCAAGAAUGUAAUUCACCAAAGGAAGGUGAACAGAACAAUGCUUUCUCCAAUCUGUGCAGCUGAUGCAGUGACCUGCUUUACAUUUAGACCAGGGAACUGCCCAGUACAGGCCCUGCCCGUCUACCACAGGACACCAAGCUACAGCCCUGGGACAACAGGGAUGUAAAUGCCUUAUUGGCGAUUCACAGGGGCAGUUGAUUAGAAAGGUGGUCAAGGCAGAGAAUAGUGCCCAGUUGUGCCAGCUGUCCAGAUAUCCCAGCUGGCCUGGGAAGGAUUUUCUCACAUUGGUCCUGUCUACUGUUGGAAAAUGAGGCUAGAUCAGCUAUUAAAAUGUGUUGUAAUCGUUCACCCUAACAGUGUCCAUCUAUAAUUUUACAUUGUAUUGCAUAUAAAUACACACCAUCAUAUUUUGUUUCAUCAGCUUGGUAUAACAAAUAAAACAUGUUUAGCCUUUU
Molecule: messenger RNA, 2311 nt
Organism: Alosa sapidissima (American shad)
Lineage: Eukaryota; Metazoa; Chordata; Actinopteri; Clupeiformes; Clupeidae
Gene: lpar2a
Product: lysophosphatidic acid receptor 2a
Exons: 3
Coding region: 506-1552 (348 amino acids)
Biological process (GO): G protein-coupled receptor signaling pathway
Cellular component (GO): membrane
Molecular function (GO): lysophosphatidic acid receptor activity
Source: RefSeq, a predicted model, not a curated record